GUCUCUGUCUCUGAGCUGUCACACACACCCCUGUCCCGGGCCCAGAGAAAGGGAGGGACAAAGGCUAUGAGAGAGAGUCACGAACAAAGAGGAGGAGAGAGACGCAGAGACACUGGCAAGAGCGGACGGAGAUGCCCAGAGGGGCUGGACGGGAAACAGACAGACAGAGAGAGGGGAGCAGGCAGGGAGCAGAGCGUGGGGACACCCCCAGAGUUGGUGGAGAAAGAGUGGGGACAGUGUGCGGACAGAGGAGGGGGCCGGCGACCCACAGAGACGGGACAGGGAGGGGGAGUCCCACCCCAGAGACCCAAGGGCAAGACAGAGACAGGGAGGGUGGAGAGAGACGGGGAGAGAAGGAGACAAAGACACACACAGAGAGAGGAGAGACGGAGGGAGCAAGAGAGAGACUGAGAGAAAAGUGUUCAUGUAGGAGGAAGGAGAGACUGGGGUUGGCUAAAGAGAGGGGAAGAGAGGGUGGGGGAGUCAGGGCGGUCCCCUGGGAAGCACAGCGAGGAAUACACCCAGAGGGUGGCAGGAGGGCACAGAGAGGCAGACACACUCCUCCAGAUAGACAGACUCGGACAGACAAAGGGUGACUGAGGCUGACCUUGCAGACAAGCUUCCAGCCCUUGGCUCUGCGCAGCGAGAACCUGUGGGGUGCAGGGGGCUGGUCGCUCUCUGGGGAGCCCUGACAGGGGGAGUCCUGCCCAAGGGCCACCCCACGUCAGGAAGCCCUGAGAUGGAGCGCAGGGCCUCCGAGACCCCUGAGGAUGGGGACCCAGAGGAGGACACAGCCACAGCCCUCCAACGGCUGGUGGAGCUGACGGCCAGCAGGGUGACCCCCGUGAGGAGCCUUCGGGACCAGUACCACCUCAUCCGGAAGCUGGGCUCCGGCUCCUACGGCCGCGUGCUCCUCGCCCAGCCUCACCAGGGGGGUCCGGCUGUGGCUCUGAAGCUACUGCGUCGGGAUUUGGUCCCGAGAAGCACCUUCCUGAGGGAGUUCUGUGUGGGCCGCUGCGUCUCUGCGCACCCAGGCCUGCUGCAGACCCUGGCAGGACCCCUACAGACCCCCCGCUAUUUUGCCUUCACCCAGGAGUACGCGCCCUGUGGGGACCUCAGCGGGAUGCUGCAGGAAAGGGGCCUUCCCGAGCUGCUGGUGAAACGGGUGGUGGCCCAGCUGGCAGGAGCUCUGGAUUUCCUCCACAGCCGGGGGCUGGUCCAUGCAGAUGUCAAGCCGGACAACGUGCUGGUCUUCGACCCGGUCUGCAGCCGUGUGGCCCUGGGAGACCUGGGUCUGACCCGGCCGGAGGGCAGCCCGACCCCUGCCCCACCAGGGCCUCUGCCCACGGCACCACCUGAGCUCUGCCUCCUGCUACCGCCCGACACUCUGCCUCUGCGGCCAGCCGUGGACUCCUGGGGCCUGGGGGUGCUUCUCUUCUGUGCUGCCACUGCCUGUUUUCCUUGGGACGUGGCACUGGCCCCCAACCCUGAGUUUGAGGCCUUCGCUGGCUGGGUGACCACCAAGCCCCAGCCACCUCGGCCACCACCACCCUGGGACCAGUUUGCACCCCCAGCCAUGGCCUUGCUCCAGGGGCUUCUGGACCUGGAUCCUGAGACUAGGAGCCCCCCACUGGCUGUCCUGGACUUCCUGGGGGACAACUGGGGGUUGCAGGGGAACAGAGAGGGCCCUGGGGUUUUGGGGAGCGUGUCCUAUGAGGACGGGGAGGAGGGAGGCUCAAGCCUGGAGGAGUGGACAGAUGACGGCGAUGACGGCAAAAGUGGCGGGAGGACGGGGACAGAUGGGGGAGCUCCCUGACCAGGUGACAGAGACAGGUGGCCAGAGCCUGGGCCAGAGGCCCUUCCCCCAGCCCCCAGGGCCACCUGGAUGGAGAGACAGCUGCACCCGGGAGGACAGAGAGGGAACACAUUGCACUCUCCCUACGGCACGCUGGGCUUGGACGCGCAUUCCUCUUCCAACUGAGGACCCAAGAGUCCAGCUCCUGCCCCUCCUCUCUCAGACGCAGGGCUCCAGGCUCCCAGCCCUUCCUCCCUCAAGGACCUUUCCUCUUCCCCCCGUCCAGAAUGCCUUUUUUUUUUUGAGACGGAGUCUCACUCUGUCGCCCAGGCUGGAGUGCAGUG
This is a messenger RNA of Cercocebus atys (sooty mangabey), 2139 nucleotides long. It is a transcript of the gene SBK3, whose product is annotated as SH3 domain binding kinase family, member 3. Gene Ontology annotation, biological process: protein phosphorylation. Lineage: Eukaryota; Metazoa; Chordata; Mammalia; Primates; Cercopithecidae. The record is from RefSeq and is a predicted model, not a curated record. Gene Ontology annotation, molecular function: protein serine/threonine kinase activity; ATP binding. Bases 740 to 1816 code for a protein of 358 amino acids. The transcript has 4 exons.